Messenger RNA from Merops nubicus (carmine bee-eater), 1365 nucleotides. It is a transcript of the gene SUSD1, whose product is annotated as sushi domain containing 1. Gene Ontology annotation, molecular function: calcium ion binding. The transcript is spliced from 9 exons. Lineage: Eukaryota; Metazoa; Chordata; Aves; Coraciiformes; Meropidae. The record is from RefSeq and is a predicted model, not a curated record. The annotation marks the transcript as partial.
CAAUUGUGAACAGAUCAGUUCCAGAUGUCUGUGCCACUUGCCACAUUCAUGCAACAUGUCAUCAAACUGAGGGAAAAAGCGUCUGCAUCUGUAACUAUGGGUUUGUAGGCAAUGGAAGAACCCAUUGUCAAGAUAAAGACGAGUGUCAGAUCGGAGCCAGCAAGAUCUGUGGAAAUCAUACACUGUGCCAUAAUACACAUGGAAGUUUUUAUUGUGUUUGCCUUGAUGGAUACCGAGCCUCCAAUAACAACAAAACAUUUAUUCCUAAUGAUGGCACAAACUGUACAGAUAUAGACGAAUGUGAGGAUUCUGGACUGUGUGGUCACAAUGCAAGAUGUGUGAAUACUGAAGGAAGCUAUAAGUGUUACUGCAAGGAUGGUUAUAAAUUAGAAAAUGGAGAGAGUUCUUUUCAUCCAGAUGGGAACGUGGGUUCAUGCAAAGAGGUUGGAUGUGGCUCCCCUCCUGAAAUGAAGCAUGGCUACAUAGUGGGGAACUACAGCUUGCUACCAGGAAGUGCAGUUCAUUAUGAAUGUGAAGAGGGGUUCUACAGUGACAAGGGAAAUUUCUCAUAUUGCACUGCUAAUGAAACUUGGGAACCUGCCACUUUAAGCUGUCAAGAAAUAGACUGUGGCAAACCUUUGCUGAUACCACACACAGAAAUGAUCUGGGACAACUCUACCACUCCAUGGAGCAGAGUGUACUAUCAGUGUAAAGAAGGAUAUUAUUUCAAUGGAGGCAGGAAUUUCUCAGAGUGCACAAGAGACCGGUCGUGGGAGAAUAUUACGUACAUAUGCAAAGAGGAGGAAUUACUCAGUAAUUUGUCCAUAUUCAAUGAAACAUGUGUGAAGUGGCAAAGGAAGACAGGAAGACUGGGAGUGCAGGAAACUUACACGUUUCAUAUACUGGGUCAAAGAUGGGAUGAGAAGACGUUUUCAGAAGAUGCAGUAUUUAACAUCACUACCAGUGAAGAUAAUCCAAAGGUGUGUUUAGAUCUCAACUCUGGCAGUAACUAUGUGGUGAAUAUUACUACCAUCUCUUCUGCAAACGUCACUGUCUCGGUUACAGUAGCAGUUCAAACAAAGGUAAAGGAAGCUUUCAAUAAUGUAUUAAUUUUUAAUGAUACCUGCUUGAAAUGGUGGAGAAAUGUCAGGGGAACUGAUGAGAAAGACAGAUACUCAUUUCAUGUGCAAGGCCACCGCUGGUAUCAGAAGGAGUUCUUCCAUGAAAUGACUUUUGAACUUGCCACACACAAGCAGGCUCCAGAAGUUUGUUUUGAUUUGCAGCCAGGCACCAAUUACUCUGUUAAUAUUUCCAUGGUAGCUUUGAAUUUUUCUCUGCUUGUUUCCAUGACAACACGAAUCACAG